AUGGUUCAAUUCAAAGCCUGUUUCUUGCUCCUGGGUGUGGUGGGUGCCCAUGCAACAACUGUGGUGCAGGAUGACAGUUUCUUCUAUGGCCAGAGCCCCCCAGUCUAUCCCAGUCCCAACAUGACUGGGGCUGGCGGAUGGGAGCAUGCACUUGUCAAAGCUCAAGGUCUGGUGGCUCGCAUGUCUCUAGAAGAAAAGAUCAGUAUCACUGCAGGGGUUACGGACAACACGAGUGGCUGUGGAGGUAAUAUCCCGGCUAUCAAUCGCCUUGGUUUCCCCGGAAUGUGUCUACAGGAUGGCCCCAAUGGCAUCAAAGGAGCAGAGCUGGUCAACGGUUAUCCAUCUGGUAUUCACAUUGGUGCAAGCUGGAACAAAAGCCUCGCUUAUCACCAGGCGCACGCCAUCGGCGGUGAGUUCCGACGAAAGGGGGUGACUUUGGCACUCGGUCCACCUGUUCUUGGUCCUCUCGGACGAAUCGCGCUGGGAGGACGUAAUUGGGAGGGCUACGGCAAAGACCCAUAUCUCAGUGGUAUCAUGGGAGCUGAAACAGUCCGAGGCGUGCAAGACAACGGUGUUAUUGCGUGCGCAAAGCACUUCGUGGGCAAUGAGCAAGAGUUACACAGGAACCCUCGACCUGAUCCUAUCACUAACAGAACCGUUGAGACCUCCUCCACUAACAUGGACGACAAAACUAUGCACGAGCUGUAUAUGUGGCCAUUUGCCGACGCUGUGCACGCCGGUGUUGCGAGUGUCAUGUGUGCCUAUCAGCGACUGAACAAUAGUUAUUCGUGCCAUAACAGCAAAGCACUGAAUGGCCUCUUGAAAACCGAGCUCAACUUUCAAGGGUUUGUAUUGAGUGACUGGUUUGCCCAGCACACUGGGAUUGCGAGUGCCAUGGCUGGCCUUGAUAUGGUCAUGCCCGAUGGAGACCUCUACUGGGGUGCAAACCUUACACGCGCAGUGCACAACGGAUCCGUUCCAGUAUCCCAAAUCAACAAUAUGGCUACCCGAAUUAUGGCAGCUUGGUAUCUCUCCGGUCAGGAUAACCAAGACCUCCCACCGGUUGGUAUUGGGAUCACCGCAGACUACAGAAAGCCGCAUCCCGUGAUUGAUGCCCGCGACCCCGAUGAUGAGGCCCUCAUCCUCGAGGGAGCCGUCCAAGGACAUGUCUUGGUCAAAAAUGUCGACAACGCCUUGCCAUUGUCCCGCCCGCGGAUCCUAUCCAUCUACGGGUACGACGCGAAGGUUGCAAACACCAACCUUGCGAUGGCCGGGGUGAAUGGCUGGACUCAGGGGCUGCAGGCACACAACUAUAAGAGUGUUGUAUGCGGCUUUGGUCCGAACGGGGGUCACUGUCCUCCAUUCGCUCCGAUUGCCGCCAAAGGGACUCUCAUCGGUGGCGGUGGCUCUGCGGCCAUUACGCCCGUGUAUAUCAGCAGUCCCUUUCAGGCCUUGGAAGCCCGCGCGCGCCGUGACAGAACACAAUUGUUUUGGGACCUUGAGGGUACACAGGUGACCAACGCCGAGGCAGAUGCCUGCCUUGUGUUCGUCAAUGCGGCGUCGUCCGAAGGGGUUGAUCGGCCGGCCUUGAGAGACGAUUACACGGACGGCCUUAUCCUUGACAUUGCUUCCCAGUGUAACAAUACAAUGGUUAUCAUUCACAAUGCAGGUGUCCGACUAGUCGACCCCUGGAUCGACCAUCCAAAUAUCACGGCCGUGAUAUUUGCACAUCUUCCUGGCCAAGACUCGGGAGAAGCCAUUACCCAGAUCCUAUACGGAGAUGUGAGCCCCAGUGGAAAACUUCCUUAUACCGUGCCUCAUGACGAGUCAGACUACGGAGCAUUACUCAACCCGGUGACCCACACCGACUGGGAUCGGUAUUUCCCGCAGGACAACUUUACCGAAGGGGUUUAUAUCGAUUAUCGUGCAUUUGAUAGGAACGGCAUCAGUCCGCGGUUCGAGUUCGGGUUCGGUAUGUCAUAUACCACGUUCAAUUAUUCGAAUCUCAAUGUCCAACCUACUGUGAAUUUAUCGGAGCUCUCCGAGUAUCCGAUUGGGCCUGUGAUUCCAGGCGGCAAUGCUGAUCUAUGGGACACCGUUGCUGUUGCAACGGCUGACAUCACUAACACUGGUCGAAUGGAGGCAGCAGAGAUUGCACAGCUCUAUAUUCAGAUCCCUAGCGAGGGCCAGCCACUCUUACAGUUGCGGGGGUUUGACAAGGUGACCGUCCCUCCGGGCGAGACCAGGACGGUUGAGUUCAGUAUCAGGCGCCGCGACAUCAGUCUUUGGGACGUGUCUGCUCAGAAGUGGAAACUCAUCGCGGGAGCUCAAUAUCCCGUUUUGGUUGGUGCCAGUUCCCGAAACAUUCUGUUGAACGGGACGUUAGAGCUGUGA
Aspergillus bombycis is the source of this 2394-nucleotide messenger RNA. Its product is annotated as beta-glucosidase. The record is from RefSeq and is a predicted model, not a curated record. Gene Ontology annotation, molecular function: beta-glucosidase activity. The coding region runs from base 1 to 2394 and encodes 797 amino acids. Lineage: Eukaryota; Fungi; Ascomycota; Eurotiomycetes; Eurotiales; Aspergillaceae. Gene Ontology annotation, biological process: glucan catabolic process. The transcript is spliced from 4 exons.